Strigops habroptila (Kakapo) is the source of this 9719-nucleotide messenger RNA. It is a transcript of the gene TTBK1, whose product is annotated as tau tubulin kinase 1. Gene Ontology annotation, molecular function: ATP binding; protein serine/threonine kinase activity. The transcript is spliced from 16 exons. Gene Ontology annotation, cellular component: nucleus; cytoplasm. Gene Ontology annotation, biological process: signal transduction; peptidyl-tyrosine phosphorylation; peptidyl-serine phosphorylation. Lineage: Eukaryota; Metazoa; Chordata; Aves; Psittaciformes; Psittacidae. Bases 757 to 4845 code for a protein of 1362 amino acids. The record is from RefSeq and is a predicted model, not a curated record.
CGAACCCCCGGAGGGUGAGGGCAGGCUGCGGCCGGGGCGAGGGGACGAGCAUCCCUCCGGGUGUCGCUCGGGUUAACUGAAUGCUACAAAGCUUCGCAGGUGUUUUGGGGUGGGAGCGUUUGCAUUGCAUUAUUUUGGGAUUGCUCCUCAGUGCCUAGGUUUGAGGCUGGGAAUUCUCCUUGCUGAGCUUUCACGGGGUGGGAGGUUUUACUCCGGUAUGUGUUGAAGAGUCUCCUGCAGGUCUCCUGCUAUUGUGUCUUUAUUACUCGUGGUGUCCCAAGUUUGCACUGGGGAAUGUGACUGUAGCCAUUCUGCUUUCCCUGCACACCAGGAGAGGAGGUAUCCGGUAACCUGGGUCUGACCCACUGAGAGCUUUCAAGAUGAACACGGUGACCUUGAAGUGCAUCUUGUAUUUACCGAGGAACCAGUGUGCUCUGUGAAGCGGUGGAGUGACAUUGCCACUCUGUCAGUGUUACCGAACUAUUUGCAUGCCAAGUUCAAGACCCUCUGUGUGUGUUUCGAGAAAUGAAAGGCUGUGAAUAGCAAAUCCAGAAUUUCUAAGGCUGAUGGUGCCCUUGCAUGCCUAUGAGAAGAAUAUCUCCCUGAGGAGACUUUAAGCUGCAGCUGCUGGGAGCUGAGCCUGCUCCCUAAGCAGGGUUGGCUACAGCAGUGGCAGGCAAUGAAGGAGGAGAUGUGUCUUCAAGGAACGAUUCAGAACCUUGCGAGCUCCUGCUGUCAGACCUACCCUAACAGCCUAUGACUUGUUUUUCAUUGCUGUUUCAAGUUCAGCAGGAGAUAAAUGGCUCAUUUAAAUUGGGAGCUACUAAAAUACUCUCUGGCUGGCAAAUGCAGUGCCUAGCAGCAGUCAUCAAGGACGAACCAAACAUGAGUGGAGGAGGGGAGCAGGUCGACAUUCUUCCGGCCAAUUACGUGGUGAAAGAUCGCUGGAAAGUGUUGAAGAAGAUUGGUGGCGGUGGCUUUGGGGAGAUCUAUGAGGCAAUGGAUCUGCUGACCCGUGAGAAUGUGGCCUUGAAGGUGGAAUCAGCCCAGCAGCCCAAGCAAGUUCUCAAGAUGGAAGUGGCCGUCCUGAAAAAGCUGCAAGGGAAAGAUCAUGUUUGCAGAUUUAUUGGCUGUGGAAGGAAUGAAAAAUUUAAUUACGUGGUCAUGCAGCUUCAGGGCCGGAAUCUGGCAGAUCUCAGGAGGAGUCAGCCUCGAGGGACUUUCACGCUGAGCACCACGCUGCGAUUAGGCAAACAGAUUCUGGAAUCAAUAGAAGCCAUUCACUCUGUGGGAUUCCUGCAUCGUGACAUCAAGCCUUCCAAUUUUGCCAUGGGCCGCUUGCCUUCAACGUACAGGAAGUGCUACAUGUUAGACUUUGGUCUGGCCCGUCAGUAUACCAACACCACUGGUGAAGUCCGGCCACCCCGCAACGUUGCUGGUUUUCGAGGAACGGUUCGCUACGCUUCUGUGAACGCACACAAAAACCGAGAGAUGGGUAGACAUGAUGAUCUGUGGUCCCUCUUUUACAUGUUGGUGGAGUUUGCGGUUGGUCAGCUUCCAUGGCGGAAGAUCAAAGAUAAGGAGCAGGUUGGCAUGAUAAAAGAGAAGUAUGAACACCGAAUGCUGCUAAAACACAUGCCUUCAGAAUUCCACCUUUUUCUUGAUCACAUUGCAAGCCUAGACUACUUCACCAAGCCAGACUAUCAGCUAAUCAUGUCCGUUUUCGAGAACAGCAUGAAAGAAAGAGGUAUCACUGAAAAUGAAGCCUUUGACUGGGAGAAGGCUGGUACAGAUGUCUUGUUGUCCACUAGCACCUCUACUCCACCCCAGCAAAACACCAGGCAAACAGCAGCCAUGUUUGGGGUGGUUAAUGUCACUCCGGUGCCUGGGGACUUGCUUCGUGAGAACACUGAGGAUGUCCUGCAGGGUGAACAUCUGAGCGACCAAGAGAAUGCUCCUCCCAUCCUGUCCGGCCGGCCAGUGGAAGGUCUUGGUCAGGCUCCAAACACCGCGUUCAAUGAGGGGGAAAUUUGGGAAGAGACAGAUGUGAAUCGCAACAAACUCAGGAUCAGCAUCAGCAAAACUCAGUGCAUGGUGGAAGAGGAGCAGAGGAACGGUGUCUGCCCCAGCUCCCCUGUCCGAGUGCCUCCGGAGUCCCCCACCGCCCAAGCGCGCUCCCUGCGGUACCGCCGUGUGAACAGCCCGGAGUCAGAACGCCUCUCCACUGCUGAUGGCAAAGCAGAUCCACAUGAAAGAAGAUCUCGAAUGGAUUUACCUGGCUCUCCAUCACGGCUUGUGUGCUCCUCCCAGCCAGCCCAGAUGCUGUCCAUUGAUACUGGCCAGGCUGACCGGCAGGCAAGUGGUCGGAUGGAUGUGUCUGCUUCAGUGGAACACGAAGCCCUCAGCAAUGCUUUCCGCUCAGUGCCACUUGCAGAGGAGGAGGACUUUGAUAGCAAGGAGUGGGUUAUCAUUGAUAAAGAGACAGAGCUGAAAGACUUCCACCCAGGUGCUGAGCCAAGCACCUCUGGGACCACGGAUGAGGAGCCCGAGGAACUAAGACCAAUUGAAGAUGGUGAGGAGAGAAGGCGCCUGGGGGCAGAUGCUGCUGUCAGGCCGAAGACGCACGAUGGGCGAACUCGGGGUAUGCAGCCUGUGACUGAGGAGGACAGUUCCCACAGACAUGAAGGACCUUCUCAAACAGUAUCUGACAGUAAACACGAACAGCAGACAGGAAGUCCAGCCCACUCCCCCCUACAUUCAGCACCAGCUAUCCGACAAAGGAGACGAGAAUCCGAACCUACUGGUCCUCAGAGACAGGCUCUUAUGCUGAAGUCAUUUGAAAUGAAUGGUCUGCCCAAGGCGGUGCCUUUAAGUUUGCCUUAUCAAGACUUCAGAAAAGAUGUGUGCAACUACUGGGAAAAGCCUAAGGUAUCCCAGCGGAUAAAGAGAGUUGAUUUCUCAAAUGUUGUCUUGACCGCUCCUUGCAAACCUCUGGAACCUUAUCUGGAAAUUAAUGGAAAAGAGGAGGAUGAGGAAGAUGAGGAGGAAGAAGAUGAGGAGGAAGAAGAUGAGGAGGAGGAGGAGGUGGAAGAGGAAGGGGAUGAGAUUGACAUGCACAGCGGUUCCAGCAGCGACCUGAGUCAGAAAAGCACGGAGCGCAGCCAGGAGUGUGCCCCAUCCACGCUCCUGGCUGAUGACCAGAAGGGAUCCAGGGGUCGAGCGUCCACUGCUGACGGGGACCUGGAGCUGGAGGAAGGCUCAAAAACACUAGUGCUGUUUUCACCAGGUGAUCUGAAGAAAUCGCCGGUGACCACAGACUUGCCUCCAGAAGUUGAUCUGGGCACUCUUGCUGCACUGACACCUCAGAGCGAGCGGCCACAGCCUAUGGGGAGCCAACUGGAUGUAUCUGAGCCAGGGACCCUGUCCUCAGUCCUUAAAUCUGAACCAAAGCCUCCCGUGGCAGUGGCUACAGCUUCCUCCCCCUUUACCAAAGUAGAGCGCACAUUUGUUCACAUCGCUGAGAAGACCCACCUAAAUGUCAUGUCUUCCAGCGGCCAGCUGAUGAGGCAUGAGGAGUACUGCCCUCCAGGCCAGUUUGAGGAGGUCAUCAUUGAGGAAGAGCUGGAGGACAACCUGGUGCUGGUAGAGAACGGGAGCAUACAUUCGGGGCUGGAAGCGGCAGAGACGGAGAGCUGCGCGCUCUCAGCUAACCCUAUCGAAACCACCUCAGAGACAGUGGGGGAGCAGUUGGCCCUUCCCAGUGUAGCAAAGCCUCCUGAGGACAAGGCAGAGCUCUCUGAUAAAGUGGUGCUCCCGGUGGAUGUGGAAGAGCCUGGCAAGAUGGGUACAAGGGAGCCUGACCUGGAGAAGUCAGCACCGGUGGCAGAGCCCCUUAAGCGAGCAGAGACCCUCCUCGACACACCGCAGCAGGGCCCCAGGAGACCUCUGGGCUCCAGGUACAGAAGUCGGAUACCCAUCUUGUUCUCCGAGGAGGACACUGGCUCAGACCUUUCAACUUCACUCUCAGCCAAAGAGAGGCUUUAUAAGAGAGCAAAGCAACCUGACCUGGCUCGCCUAGUGAUGGAGAAGAGGCAAAGCCGCCUCCUCCGGCUGGCCUCGGGCGCCUCCUCCUCAGCAUCCUCCAGCGAUGAGAGGCGACGGGCCUCAGAAACGCUCUCAGCCACUGGCUCCGAGGAGGACACCCAUGACUCGGAUGACUCCAUCCCAAGGAAGGCAGGGAAGGAGAGGGCUGCCCUCCUGGGGAAAGAAGAGAGACCCACAAGCACAAAGAGCAGGAUUCCUCGGCCCAUCACCCCAGUGAAGGCACUGCUGGAGACAGCCAAGGCUGAGAGCUCCAUGGCUGCCACAACAGCGGCGCUGUGCAGCUCCCCGCAGGAUGCGGCUGUUGCCCACAGGCUCCAGGCACAGAGACCCGCUGGGAGCAUCCCAAACGAGUGCCGGACAGCGCAGAUACAAAGCCGGCUCCCUCCUUCGCCGAGCUCCACGUCCCUUCCCGCUCGGAGCAGCUUGCGGAGGUCCAGCUGUGCAUCCCCUCGGAGCCCAGUCCUUCCUUCCAGAAACCCCAGUGCUUCCCCCAGAAGCCAGCUGCCCCCUCGGGGGGAAAGUCCUUCUCCCUGCUGGCAGCAUAAGGCAGGGACUGCUGCUCCUCAGCGAGUUCCUCCUUCCCCCCGACCCCAGCCCCCAGCUCAGGCCCUGGGGCCGACAGGAGAUUCCCUGCCCUCUCCUGGCGUGGCCAAAAAACGACAGAGAGGAAAAACCCAGACUCAGAGUCCAGCAACCAAAGGAAAGCAGGUGUCCCUGGAAAGCAAGGCAGCUGCCAGAUAAUGAUCUUCUUCUGCCAGCCCAACAGACUGGGUAACUUCUGCAUAUAGUAUACACUUGAGAUGCUGCAGCACAGCCUUCCACGCUGGACCCACAAGUGUAUAGCAGUAGCUGUUCUUCAAAGCUUCACUCACUCUCACCCCACACUGUCGCGAUCAGCUCCCACAGGCCUGAGAGCCUCCGAGCCACGGAGCCUUCUUCAAGGGAGACCCCAGCCCGCAGCUCACGCUUGCUAACGCACAGCACCAAGCAGUGACCCAGGCAGCCUGCCCAGUGCCUGUCCCUCCGCCCUCCCCUCUCCCCGAUAGCAAUACCAGUUGCCAACGCCAAGCCUGGCUGUAGAAAGAGGUGCAGAGGUGAGGAGAGCAAGGCCUGCUGGAGAGGAAGCUCCUGUCCUGCAGGCAGCUCCCUCCUCUCUCCUUGCUGGGAAAAUGCCAGCCUUGGCCACCACCAUCUACCUGAGUGUUGGCUCGCCUCCUGCCACCUGUGUUAGCAAGGGAUGGCCACCAGGUUAGCCAGGAGGGAUGGAUGCAUCCUUGUGUGCGGAGAUCUUCUAGAGGGGGCUCUUCUCUCCUUGCCAGAGAUGCCUCUGCAGGUGGGAAUGGGAGAUAGGCAGGUCUUGCUGGAUGCUCCUACCCACUCUGAUGUGUCCCACAGAAGAAGCUGUGUGGCACUGCUGUUCAGUGACACUGCUGCUGUUCCAGCAGAUGCCAGUAUGGUGGGUGUUUAAAUGGAAGUAGGGAUGUACUGGCAGCUUGCUGGGAAAUCAAGAGCACUUGCUAAUUGAUGUAGAAGGGAGCACACUGCAGCCGCUUCUGUCUCAAAUGCCAGACUGUGAUCUGUGGAGACCACAUCUCCCAACAUGGGUGGUUCCUCUUAGCCGGGAUGUGGUUGGUGCCACAGACCCGUAGUCCACCAAACACAGCUCCAGCCUGAAGAUGUGAAUAGUCACUGGAUGCCUUUAGCUUGGGUGCCCCUUGCACCUAAAUUCCUUGUGCUUUAUUGUCACGCUGUCGGUGUUUGUGAAUUUUGGCACUGUGGUUGAAAGUUCCCCUACAUGGCAGGGUAGGAAAUGAUUAUCCUGUCGUAUACUCAAGAGCUGCUGCUUUGUUGGAGAGGUUUGUUGGCACAUGGGUACCAUGUGCAUUUCUUCCUGCAAGUACAGAGGGCUCAGUUGCAGAGGUUUAUGUCUUUCUCUUUGUCCUGCUCAGCUCUUCACACACUGCGUGAGAACUAACAACGUGAAGGUAAAAACAGGGGCUGUGCUCUUCAAGUGUUAGUAUCAGAGCAGAAGCUUAGUGCUCAGGUAGAACUAAAUCAGCCAACUUUUUAGCCCCAGGCUAAUGAGGAAGCCUUGAAAGUGAAGCCAGGAGGACUGAUGCAUGGUGAUCACAAAAUUAAGUAAUCACAAAAUUCUCACACCUCAUAGGGAGAAAUGCUCCAGACCCAAAUACCUGGGGCUUCACACCAUUGUCAUGCCUAAGAGAGGCUCUGCGUGAGGCAGAACAAAAAUACAGCUGCUCUGUGCACCCACUCCCACAGCUGCAGCUAGCUGCAAAUAUUCACUGUUUGCAGACAAAAAGCUUGAUAGAGGAAUAUGGACAGUGUUAAUAGUCUUGGUUCAUUUGAACGUGGAUACAGAAGUCACACUGAUGGCCACUGACCAUCAGUCGAAUCCUGAAGUUGUUCACAUCUACAGGAAAGGAAAGGAGCAUGAGAGCUGUGGCAGGGUGGCUAGGAGAACAGGCUACUCCUUGGACAGCUGAACAGCAAAAUGUCUAGGAAUGGGUGACAGGAAUUACCUCUUUACAUGACAGUCUCAGUGUUGCCUGUGCUAAGAAUUCAUCCGGCUCAGUGCUGACUGUUUCCACUGAUGUUGUUCAGGUAAGAAGCACAGCUUCUGCUCUACAAACAUGCCCUCAUCUUUGCAGAGAAGCAUGGGGAGCAUUUAGUCACACAAUAGAAGUAGGGGAAGGAGAGGAAAGUGUGACCACUUCUUCAGGUGGCACUUCAUGUCAAAUUGACUUGGGGGGAGGGUCAAGCUACCACCUAAAUAUGCCUUGUGUGUUCAGAAGCUAGAAAACAGAAUAAAGCCAAAGACAGAUUCUUUCCAGAAAUAUAAACUGUACUGGCACUUGUAUUAGUUUGUUGGGGGACUGUUCGUUUAAGAGUGCUCAGAUGGUAAGACUGGAAUGUGAAGCCUUUACCAGAUGCUCCACCCAGGUUUAGAUGCACAUGCCAAACAUGACCUUGAAAGAGCUUGGAGAGAGGGUACAGGACUAUUAACAGGGUUAGCAAACCUGCCUUAGCACAGGAGGCCAAUAAAGCACAAUCAAUGUAUUUGUUCAAAAGGAGGUUUAGAGUUUUCCGUGGCCCAGCAUCUGUUGUUGGUGUGUGGCUGCUUCCUUGCUUCACUGCAAAGAGAUCAAAUUGAAGAUAGAGCUGAGCAAAUCAGAGGAAAUGGCUAAGAAGGAUAAAGAAAACUGGGGUCAUGGAGGAUUCCCAGCACUUCCCCAUGUUUGCAGGAACUUCCUGGAACAGCCUGACACUGCUUGGUUCCCCAUCAGUGUCUGCUGCAGGGUCUGUCCUGGCAAGCUGCAGAUGGUUGCUGUGCCCAUGUGUGUUUUGAGGGGACUCCUGGGGCAGGCUGCCACCGUGCCUGCAUUUGUGUGGUGGGAACAGAUAACACUUGUUCAGGGGAGCAUACGGGUGUUGGGACCAUAAGUGUCUUUGGGACUGCUUAGUAUCAUGAGAUAAAGCAAAUGCUCUGCUGAGAGCCUUUGCUUUGCUGGGGCCUGUGAAGGUCCCAGCUCUUUGUUACCUGCCAGCUGAGAAGGUGGCAUGCUGGCUGGUAAAAACGAGUCAAGGGCUGCUGUCUGGCCAUGAGGUGCUUGCCAAGAAGCAAUGAUACAGGGAGAGGGGGCAUGCCAAGUGGUGAACCUGACAGUUCUCAGCACUGAGCCAGGGUGACAACAGGUGAUAUGAGCAGAGAGAGCAGAAGGACCGAUGGCACCAGUCAGAGUAAUGCCACGCAGGGGCUUGAACAUGAGUGGAGAUGCUUAACCCGUCAGUUUGGUUCACAGCACAAACACUUGUGCUUGUCCUGGUGCAAGAGGGGUUUGGGUAACAGACAGCUCUGAGUUAGUUGUGCUUGGAAUCUAUGAGGGGCAGGAGACUGUGCCCUUUCAAAGUAAAGAAUAUUAUAAUAUAUAUAUUAUUAUAACAAUAUAAUAUAAGUAGUGCCCUUUCUAGAUAGUGGCUAAGGGUUGAAAAGGAUUCUGCUACCUUCAAAAAAGCGCCCUGAUGCUAUGUGACUUGUGAUGUGUGCAGGACUGACUGCUGUGGGCAGUGCGUGUGGAUCAACGGGGUAACACUGCCAAAGUCCAUGUGAGCUUUGAGGCUCCACUUGCCUGGGGCAAAACAACCCAGCUUGGAUGGUGGCCAUCAGAGUUGCGGUAAGUGCUGGGCUGCCACACAUCUCUGUGUGCCAUGGACCAGGGUCUGGUGGCUGCCCUCAGUUAACACAAGCAUGGUUUUCUUGCUAGUUGAAACUCUGCAAUCCAAAGCAAGUUGUAUUGGGGCAAGAAAAGCUUUGAAGUUUCUCCUUUCCAACACAGAGGUAUUUUCUCAGGAUAGGUCCUCUGUAAGAUGGCUAAGGAUCUGUUGAUAGCCUGACCAGCUCCAGUAGCAGCUCAAUGGUCCCUUAGCACACUUCUUUCUUCUCUGUGCUGACCCGUGGCAUGACCCCACCAGUAUUCCAUGUGCACUGAUGCCCACCAAAGGCCUUUUCCAGCACAUCAAUCAACUGCAGUUUAAUCUUGAGAACACACUAAAAGUCCCAUGUGGACACAAUAAGUUUGGUAUCAAAUGAGUUUUUUCUAGCUUGACUGAAACGUUUCAUUUUAUUUCUGGAGCUGCAAAUGUCUGGACAGCAGGUUUAAAGCAUGCAUUGAUGCCCUCUGUGCUGAAAGGGAGCCACCACAGCAGAUCCAGAGGUGGGUUCCUGGUAGGGACCAAGGUGAGAACUCCUCCUCUUAGCUCCCAAAGCAGAGGGCUGCAGGGGUGAGAUCUCUCUUUGGCGAGGGUACUGCUGGGGUGGUAUCAGCAUGGGGCUGGCCAGGAGCUGCUCUGCUCUGCCCUGAGCCCAGGGGGGUCUGGCACAGGGCCUCUGGAGGAGGCAGGGGCUGGUGUUUUCUGCUGGGGCACCAGGCAGAGGCUCAGCCCAUCACUUGCAGGUGAUGGGUGUGAUGGGCUCUGCGGGAUGCGGAGCUUUAGGUGAAGUCCAGGUCCAACAGUGUGUGUGAACACAGAGUCAGCAACACUGCUGCGCCAAGGGACCUGGGCUGCUGCUGCUCCGGACAGGAAUUGGAGCUGGAAAUGCAGAUAAUUUUGUAUAUCUCCUUUUAGCAUGUGACUCUACACUCAGACAUUGUACCUGGCGCACCGAUGUUGUUUUUCUUCGCCUCUGGCACAGUCUGACAAAAUCUUUUGGCCUGGAGACAGGACUUCUGCUCCUUGGUACCGCCUGCCUGGAAGUGCGACCAGGUCCCAAGGCUAAACCUCUCUACAUAUCCUCUUUGCAUUCUUUAGGAAAGCAGCUGGAGAAUGUUUACACACUGCAGACAGAAUGUACAACUCCGAUCGAGGAACCACAAUCCGGUUCAACUGCAUGGCAAGUUCUUGGCCAUCAAAUCUGGCAUGCAUCACAGAGGCCCCGUCUGUGGACAGACCCACUGGCAUCUGUCAUCACUUCGGAUCACGUCUUGAAAAGAAAUAAACGAUGACGCCAUUUCUUGUUCAUAUCAGACACAGCUGUCAUUAGAUUUGUUAUUUCCAGGGGAUUCUUGAUCAUGCCAUUAAAAGCCUGUCUACCUUUU